Messenger RNA from Aspergillus mulundensis, 2469 nucleotides. Its product is annotated as FAD-dependent oxidoreductase. Lineage: Eukaryota; Fungi; Ascomycota; Eurotiomycetes; Eurotiales; Aspergillaceae. Gene Ontology annotation, molecular function: FAD binding. The transcript has 4 exons. The coding region runs from base 1 to 2469 and encodes 822 amino acids. The record is from RefSeq and is a predicted model, not a curated record.
AUGGCAGAUAAAAAACCAAGGUUCCGCGUGGUGAUUGUUGGCGGGUCGAUUGCAGGCCUGAGCCUCGCCCACUGCCUGCUCCGGCAACAAGUUGACUUUGUGGUCUUGGAGUCCCAUCAGGAUAUCGCACCGCAGGUCGGCGCAUCAAUCGGCAUUUUACCAAACGGGGCUCGGAUCCUGGAUCAACUAGGUUGUUUUGAUGAUAUUUUAGCUGCCACAGAGCCCCUCCAGGAAGCAAGCUUCUGGAAUGCUGACGGCAAGCUCAUCGCCCAGAGCAACCUUCCCAAGAUCCUCGAAGAUCGCCACGGGUAUCCGUCGGUAUUUGUGGACCGGCAGGUAGUGCUCGAGGUUCUUUUCCGGCAGCUUGGGAAAUGGCAAGAUCACAUCUUGACCGGGAAAAGAGUCGUCAAGGUCGACCAUCUUCCUGAUGGCGUCAGGGUUCACUGCGCGGAUGGAUCGGUGUUUGAGGGCGACCUGGUUGUUGGUGCUGACGGGGUGAGAAGUGUGGUUAGGCAGCAAAUGUGGAACUAUAUGGAUUCCAAGGGACUUGUGAAGGAGGCCUCAGAGGAGCGUGCAGCAAUGGUCUCCGAAUAUAGCUGUGUUUUCGGCAUCUCCGCCGCAACUCCCGGUUUGGUUCCCGGCACCAGCCACCGAACCUUUGGCCGGGAUUGGUCCUUCCUCACUAUCAUCGGGAGGGCGGGCAGGGUAUAUUGGUUUUUCUUCAAAAAGUUUGACCGAAAGUACUCUGCUACUGAAAUCCCGCGCCUGGAUCAGACCAUGGUCGACCAAUAUGUUGCCCCCUACCUCAAGAAGCCCAUUAGCAGUACCGUGCCGUUUGAGAAAGUAUACACUAGAGCUAUGAGCAAGACUCUACUGGCCUUGGAAGAAGCGUGUUUCAAGCACUGGGCCAUCGACCGCUGGGUUUGCAUUGGCGACUCCGCGCACAAGAUGACCCCUAACCUAGGCCAAGGAGGCAACAGCGCAAUUGAAAGCGCUGCGGCGCUCGCUAAUUGUCUUGCUAGACUCCUUCAGUCCUCUUCAGAUCCGACAGUCUCAUACACGGAGCUAGACAACUACUUGCAGUCCUGGCAAGAGAAACGACGGCCCCGUGCGCAACGCAUCUGCAAGGACGCCCAGGGCCUGACUCAACUAGAAGCCUUGAAGACUAUCAAGGACAGGGUGGUCGGGCUCUACCUUCUGCCAUACCUCGACGAACACCUGGCCAACACAACAUCGAAGACCAUCGUUGGAGCGGAAAAGAUUGAAUACCUCCCCGCGCCAGCCAGGUCUUUAACGUGUAAAAUGCAAUUCACUGACUCCCUGCCGGCGCAGAAGGUCACCCUUUGGGAGCGAGCACUUUGGACUGCGCCGCUUCUAGGUAUAUUUGUCGUCAGCAAAGCCUCGCUGGCACCGUUGAUCUCGGCGUUUGGGCGGCAUCUGCAAUCCACGUUGGAGAAGGGGACUUGGGGUGCUGCGAAUGGGGAGGUGCUCGACCUAACGAGGCCUUUCUACCACAUCGGCUUUCUUGAUAAACUCAUGAGGCCUCUUGUAACUUGCUUUUUACCUUCAGUCACCGGAUCCGAUCCUCAAUCGCAUCUUCAGAUGCUGUCAUUUAUGACCGACCUGGGACCGAUCUACGGUAUUUGGCUACUAGAGAGCUACCGCAAUGCGCACUCUUUGUUUGAGGUUCUCCUGCCGCUGGCAGCAGGUACCAUCUUCCAACUGCUAGGCAUAUAUCAAGUCGCCCCUCUCUUCCUCGCCCAAGAGUAUCUCCGUAAUCCCCUUUCCAAGCUCCUCGUCGGCGACAACAGGAAGAUAAGCGGAAGCCUGGUUGGGUCUCUGACCAUCGCCACCAUAGCCGGAUACCACACAAUUACAUAUGCCAAUUUCCUCGCGUCCACCCUCAAAUCCAGGCAGUGGUAUAACGCCCUCUGGCAGGUUUUUCCGCUCACAACGCCUCUCCUUCAAGGCGCUAUCUACCUGACAGCACGCGCCCUCAGCACAGCACGUCAAUAUCACCAAACAUCGACGCCCCAGAAGGACACCCCGCGACAGCGAAAGCAACGCCACUGCACCCCCACUCGCUACGUAUCCCGCACCCUCGCUCUAAUCUCAGGCCUCACCUUCCUCUACGCCCGGUUCCGCGCGGCCUAUCUCCCUGUCUCAUUCCCCGCCCUCUUCCUCCCCUCCGCCCAGGACGCUCUAGCGCCAGUACCCUCGCUCAGCGAUGGCAUCGCGCGGUUCUUGAAAUUCGACGAGCUGAUCGCCUCGGCGAGCGGGUUUGUGUGGCUGGCGCUGCGGUUCCGCGAGCUGGAGGCCGCGGGGGCAAGGGUCCCCUGGGUCAAGGGGUGUUGUGGGUUUGCGGCUUCGCUGGUGACGUUGGGACCUGGGGCUACCUUUGCGCUUGGGUGGGGAUGGCGCGAGGAAGUUAUGGAGCAGUUGGCGAGAGAGAGGGGGAGUAGUCGGUAA